Molecule: messenger RNA, 3563 nt
Organism: Protomyces lactucae-debilis
Lineage: Eukaryota; Fungi; Ascomycota; Taphrinomycetes; Taphrinales; Protomycetaceae
Product: Man1-Src1p-C-terminal domain-containing protein
Exons: 4
Coding region: 18-3563 (1181 amino acids)
Cellular component (GO): nuclear inner membrane
Molecular function (GO): chromatin binding
Source: RefSeq, a predicted model, not a curated record
CUACAACACACCCGGCAAUGGAGCUAGCUGACUUGGGCUAUCUGGAGAAGGGCUUCGAUCCCUCUACCUUGAAAGUGGCAGAUCUCCGACGCAUCCUUACUUUGCACGAAGUGGAUUUUAAAUCAUCCGCCAAGAAGGCAGAGCUGGUCGAGUACUUCAAUGAGCAUGUCUCUCCCAAUACCGACUCGUACUUGGCAAAGCAGAUCAAUCCUGGCCGGGCACGCAAUGUCAUUGAAGACGCCUCAAAGACGCCCGCUAAAACUCCAGCAAAGACGCCGCGUCGCAAACUCCCGCAUAAGCAUGCCAUUGGCAGCGAUGAAGACGAGUUGACUGGACCAGAAUCUACCACCGUGACCAAGUCUGUAGGCAGGCCACGCAAGUCUGCCAAGCUGGACGAUGAAGUCCGCAUUCCCGUGACACUCAAAAAGUCGACGUCACCGCGUAAAUCCAUGCGCAUGGAAGUUGAUGACGAUGAGCCACCCACCAUCAAGCGUUCGCCUCGAAAGUCCGUCAAGAUGGAGACCUCAGAUGAUGAUGCACCGCCGACCAUCAAGCGGUCUCCGCGCAAGUCCACCAAGAUGGAGACGACCGAUGACAAGGCAAUGCCCGUGGCAAAGCCAUCGCCUCGCAAGUCAAUCAAGCCGACUCCGAGGAAGAUAUCUGUGCGCAUUUCUCCCAAAAAGACCAAAGUCACCGAUUCUGAAGCAGAUGAAGACAUGACCGAUGCUUCAGAGGUGCAGGACAGGAAACAAGAUGCCAAGCAAGACGCUGCCUUUUCCAGCGAGAAUCCAUUCCAGAGUGGGUCGCCCAAUUUGCACGGUGGAUCUACAAAACGCCGUCAGACUAGCAUCAUGAGCUCUGCUCCCAAAUUGGCACCACCCAGCAAUCGUCGCCAAACGGAGAUGGCCCCUGCUCUUGCUCACCACAACGCCGGGAGUGUGCGUUCGGCCAAGACGCCUGUUGCCAAGGAACGCUUCAUGCCACCUAUUGGCUCACUGCUUGCAUCUCCUGCAUUUCAGUCUGCUGCGCAACGCGCAAAAGAGAAUGCCUUAGCUGAAGACCAAUUGCUAACUACGGAAGAGUUUACACCAGAAGAGGCAGCCACCCUUGAUCGUCCCCGUACUCAAGACGAGCCCGGUGCAGUGCUCAAAAUGCUCAAGUUUUUGAGCAUUUCAGCACUCACUGCAAGUACGUUGUAUGGUGCCGGCUGGUACAGACGCGAGCAGAUUGCUGCUGGAUGGUGCGAUAUUGACUCGAAGCCAUUCAUGCCACCUCCGCAUGCAACUUCAUUUCAAGACUUCAUCCAGCAAGUGCGUCCCAAUUGUCUGCCCUGUCCGCCGCAUGCCAUCUGCAGCCCUGGCUUCCGGAUGUCGUGUGAGGAUGAGUUCACCAAGAUGGAGCAUCCACUCUCUUUUGGUGGUUUAUUGCCAUUGAGCCCGCAAUGCGUGCCAGAUACGGAGAAGCUACGCAAAAUUCAGGUGGUUGCCAAUGAAAUUGUUGAGACAAUGCGCGAUCGCGCUGCUGCUGUGGAGUGUGGGUAUGCCACGCCGACUGAGACUUUGAUGAUGACAGAUAUGGAUCUGUACAGCGCGUUGCUCUCCAAGAAGUCAGCAACCAUGUCGAAUGAGCAAUUCGAUGCUCUCUUUGCGCCGGCACUGAAAGAUGCUAUUGCUCGUGAUGAAGUCGAAGUAUCGUCAUCACAGCCUCAGGGCGAGCCAACCUACGAGGGACUCGGCGAGGUUGACCAUCACAUCACGCACUACUAUCACAGUACCUCCCUCGCCAACCUCCCCUUCACUUGCAGCAUCAAACGCAGCUUCAGACGCGUCGUGGCCAGAUAUCGUCUCGAAGCUACUGGCCUUUUAGCCUUCUUGCUCGGCGUCUUGUAUCUCAAGCACUUCUUUGAGAGCAGGAAUGUGUUGCGUGCUCGUGUUGCACAGCUCGUGGCAUUGGUCUAUGAGGAGUUGCUAGUGGCCAAGGCCAAAUCUAUUGACAAUGAGCGCUUCGAGCCGCACUUGGGUGUAUCGCAAUUGCGUGAUGCAGUGCUACAGGAUGAGUUUUCCUACAAAGAACGCGAGAGGCUUUGGCAUGAGGUGGGGAAGGUCGUUGAAGCCAACAGCAAUGUGCGCGCCACACAGGCAGAGAUCCAAGGAGAAUGGCUGAGGGCCUGGGAGUGGGUCGGUGCUGUCAAGGGGCUUGAGAAGUUUGGUGAGCGCCAGCCUGUGGUGGAUGAUUUAGCUCCAAAUGAAAUGUCAGGCAGCUGUCAGCCAGCCCAUGACGCGUUUGCGGGAGCGGCCCCAGAAACCAACUUUGACCUGCCAUCCACAAGACCAGUGUACCUCAUCUAUAGACGGCCCUGCUGCAGUUCUUCUUCGCAGGUCAACCCAUUGAAUGUACAUUCGAGACACGCUAUCGGCAUUCCGCGCAACAGCGCUCAUCUCAGCGUAAGGCCAUCCUGCUCCCUUUGCACUUCAAUUGACCUGAACAGCGUCGGCCUCCUCUAUGCAGCGAAUCUUCUCAUCAUCUGGGCGGCGCGGAGUAAAGGCGCCUACAUACUGAAGCAAUGUCUAGCACUCGCAGCAGUAUUGACUGGUGUCUUUGCAUACAAGAUUGCCGGCCCAGAGUCACGUAUUGUGGACAUGUUCAUCCGAGCUGUUGGUGCAGUCAUGGCCAUGAAGGCAGCAGACUUGCAUUUCACGAGGAAACGGGAAGCAUACCCGUUAUACAAGUCUCUGGUUAUGCCAAAGACUUUUAAGGGCAUUGCACAGUAUGCUGCUCGACUCACGUACACGAUGCGCUAUGAGGAUUUCAACAUCUCAGUCAUUGAUGCAGAACGCUAUACGACGCAUCCAAUGCAACAAGCACUGCUAUCGAGUGUCGUGCUGGCGGGUUUGAUGGGCAUCUAUGGCGCACCCCCAAACAUGCGCGUGGAGUCCAGCUUGAUAUCCGCCUUCUUCUUCAUCACAAGUCUGCACGCCAUGUUUUGUGGUCUCUACUUUGUCCCUUCCUUUGGCAUCCCUCUGUUUCAAGAGCACUUUUUCCAUACUCGAUCAUUGACGGAGUUUUGGACAAUCAAUUGGCAUGGCCUCUUCACCUCGCCCAUCAAACAGCUCGCAUAUGCUCCAGGUCACAAAAUUGGUGGUCGUGCCCUUGGUAUGUGUGCAGCCAUGGCUUUCUCAGGACUCUACCACUGGUUCGUGGUAGGUGCCUUGAAUGAGCCCGUCUUGCGCAUGCGCGUCUUUUUGUUCUUUGUACUGCAAGGACCAGCCAUUCUCGUGGAUAUACUCGUCUUUGGCGCCCCUAAAUCACGCAAGUCGAGCAAGAUUGCUGAACCAAAACAACCAAAGACACCCGCACAGGUGCCCAAUGCAACAGCUUCAGGAACAGGUAAAUUGGUUCAAGAGAAGCAGAAACCGUUUGUUAUUCAAGUAUUGCGGCGCGUGUAUGCCUGGUCUGUGAUGCUUGGCUUGGCUGCCUGGGUCGUUCGAUCAGCGCCUUCAGUUGAAAGCACCAACAAGGACUUUAUAUGGCUCAUGUGGGCCGUCUUACAAGGCAGAUACUAA